AUGACCGGAUUAUCCACUAGAUUGCUCUGUGCUGACAGAGAUGUCAUGAAUAGAGUUCCUGACGUUGUGUCACCAAUCAAUGUGGCAACCACUUAUAGGUAUCCCGAUAACCCUGAUGAUUUUAUACUAGCUAAGGAUGCUGAUCCCGCCAGCUUGACCACUGGUAGACCGCUUUAUUCGAGAUUAUCGCAUCCGAAUUCGAGCAAGUGUGAAGCCGUCUUAGGCGAUCUUCUUGGAGGUCAUGCUGUGGUGUACAACUCUGGUCUUUCAUCGUUCUUCGCUGCUAUUACCUAUUACAAUCCGAAAACUGUGGCUAUUGGAGAUGGAUACCAUGGCGUUCAUGGUAUUUUGGACAUUCUUAGUCGAAACUAUGGUGUUAAGCAGGUCGGACUUGAGGAAUUGGACAAAUUAUCGGCUGGAGACAUGAUUCACAUCGAGACCCCUGAGAAUCCUUAUGCCAAAGUUCAUGAUUUGGCCUAUUAUGUGAAAAAGGCACAUGAUGUUGGGGCCUUUGUGGUCUGCGAUUCCACCUUUGCACCACCUCCAUUGCAGGAUCCAUGGGAGUUUGGUGUGGAUAUGGUAAUGCAUGCUGGUACUAAGUACUUUGGGGGUCACUCUGACUUGUUAGCAGGUGUCUUAGUGACCAAAGACUCUAAGGUCAAGACUCAAUUGGUUAACGAUAGGGUCUUUUUGGGUACUAAUAUCGCCAACUUGGAAUCCUUUUUGCUAUUGAGAUCGCUAAGAACUUACGAAAUGAGAAUAAAGAGACAAAGCUCUAGUGCCGAGAAGAUUGUAAACUACUUGGAUGUCCAUAGAGCUGACUACCCUGCUUUAAAAGUGAUUCACCACUCUUCUUUGCAAAAAGACGAUUUUGUCAGGAGACAGAUGAAGGGAGGCCACUCUCCUGUGUUUGCCAUUGAACUUGAAUCACAAGAACAGGCAAAGAACCUUCCAGGAAAAUUGAACUAUUUUCAACAUUCGACCUCUUUGGGAGGUGUCGAAUCGUUAAUCGAAUGGAGAGCGUUGAGCGAUCCUCAUGCUCGGUUAACAUUACUUAGAGUUAGCGUGGGUGUAGAAGACCCAGAUGAUUUGAUUGCAGAUCUGGAUCAGGCUUUAAAAGCAACUAAAUAG
Brettanomyces nanus is the source of this 1131-nucleotide messenger RNA. RefSeq lists its product as uncharacterized. Gene Ontology annotation, cellular component: cytoplasm. Gene Ontology annotation, biological process: transsulfuration. Lineage: Eukaryota; Fungi; Ascomycota; Pichiomycetes; Pichiales; Pichiaceae. The transcript has a single exon. The record is from RefSeq and is a predicted model, not a curated record. Gene Ontology annotation, molecular function: carbon-sulfur lyase activity; pyridoxal phosphate binding. The coding region runs from base 1 to 1131 and encodes 376 amino acids.